AUGGGCGCUCCUCUAGUUAUACGUUACGACUCAUAUCUCUCCUACGUUUCAACGGCUCACGUGACUGUUACGGGUUGUAUACUACGACUCGUAGUACGUACGGUUGGGAACCCUGCUUGUACCGUUGUAAAGUCUCUUUCUAACAUCUUGAUUCGCAGUCGUAGAUUGCGUGUUUCUUCUGCCCACUCCGGGGCGCCACUCCCAACUCCGCGUCCUGCUCCUCUGCUCGGUAUCUUCGUGGAGGAGCACCAGCGCUUCCAACAGUACGUAGUACGUAACCGAAGUACCCGUAACUUACGGCUCACAUCUCUGCCCCUACGUACCGUAGUACGUCUCAAAAAGUCAAUAUUUCCUAGCAAUAUAGAUCCUGAUUGGACAUUUCUAGGGGCGCUUUAUUGUCCUAAGUCCAUGCUUGCCUAUACUCUUGCCCAUCAUGAGCUAACAGAUGUCCCAGUUCCUCCAUUGGAUCCUCCCGAGCCAUGGUUGCAACUCCUACCCUACGCUAUUCAAAAUCGCCGUCGAUUUCCUCGCUAUCCCCUCCACCAGCUGCAACUAUGA
Molecule: messenger RNA, 558 nt
Organism: Lindgomyces ingoldianus
Lineage: Eukaryota; Fungi; Ascomycota; Dothideomycetes; Pleosporales; Lindgomycetaceae
Exons: 5
Coding region: 1-558 (185 amino acids)
Source: RefSeq, a predicted model, not a curated record